GACAAAGAACCAUAAUCUAGGAGGAUGGAGGUCAACCCCCCAAUCAUAGGCUUCCGACAAGGCUAAGAGGCCAAAGCCUGUACUGCGAACUGGAAAGCCAGUAGACGAUAGGAUAACCUGGUUUCUACUUUUACUUUUUUACUUUCUAUCCCAAUACAGGGUUUUAUGGCUCCAACAACCAGGAGGAGUACGAAAUAGACCAGAUCACCGGCAUGUGCCAUGACCUCUUUCUAGAAUUAGUCAAAGAGUUCUUUGAACAGGAUAGUGACCGGAAGGCAGAAAUACAGCAGAACCUGAAAGAAAAAACAGAAACCAGAAUUGUCGGAAACCUCGAGAAAGUAUUGUCUGCCAAGGGUAACGGUUAUUGCAUUGGCGAGACGUUGAGCCUCGGUGACCUUGUUAUCUACGAUACCCUUGACGGGAGGGUAGAAGAUGACAUCAUCGACAAGAACCCCAAUGUCAAGGCCGUCGCGGAACAACGUCAAAUCCAACGACAGAAUCGAGGCCUAUCUGGCAGCAAGGGUCCCUACGGCCGUAGCGGUGUUCUCCAGUGGAAUACGACUCUUGUGUCCACAGUUAUCACUGGUUACCUAACAGAGAUGACAAAGGGGUACCGCACCCUAGCGGCCCCCUCUGGAUCCGCCUAUGGAUGGAAGGAGCGCUAA
Molecule: messenger RNA, 665 nt
Organism: Haliotis rubra (blacklip abalone)
Lineage: Eukaryota; Metazoa; Mollusca; Gastropoda; Lepetellida; Haliotidae
Exons: 4
Coding region: 213-665 (150 amino acids)
Source: RefSeq, a predicted model, not a curated record